Molecule: messenger RNA, 2157 nt
Organism: Pipistrellus nathusii (Nathusius's pipistrelle)
Lineage: Eukaryota; Metazoa; Chordata; Mammalia; Chiroptera; Vespertilionidae
Source: the annotation of a GenBank genome assembly
AUGUGUGCGUCGGUCAAGUACAAUAUCCGGGGUCCUGCCCUCAUCCCAAGGAUGAAGAUCAAGCACCGAAUCUACUACAUCACCCUCUUCUCCGUCGUCCUCCUGGGCCUCAUUGCCACUGGCGUGUUUCAGUUCUGGCCUCAUUCCAUUGAAUCCUCCAACGACUGGAGCGUAGAGAAGCGCAGUGUCCGAGACGUGCCCGUGGUCAGGCUGCCGGCCGACAGUCCCAUCCCCGAGCGGGGCGAUCUCAGCUGCAGAAUGCACACAUGUUUUGACGUCUACCGCUGUGGCUUCAACCCAAAAAACAAAAUCAAGGUGUUUAUCUACUCUCUGAAGAAGUACGUGGAUGACUCAGGCGUCCCAGUCAGCAACACCAUCUCCCGGGAGUAUAACGAACUGCUCACGGCCAUCUCAGACAGCGACUACUAUACCGACGACAUCAACCGGGCCUGCCUGUUUGUUCCCUCCAUCGAUGUGCUGAACCAGAACAUGCUCCGCAUUAAGGAGACAGCGCAAGCGCUGGCCCAGCUCUCCAGGUGGGAUCGAGGUACAAACCAUCUGCUGUUCAACAUGUUACCUGGAGGUCCGCCAGACUAUAACACCGCUCUGGAUGUCCCCAGAGACAGGGCUCUGUUGGCUGGUGGUGGCUUUUCUACAUGGACUUACAGGCAAGGCUACGAUGUCAGCAUUCCUGUCUACAGUCCGCUGUCAGCUGAGGUGGACCUUCCAGAGAAAGGACCGGGUCCCCGGCGAUACUUCCUCCUGUCGUCUCAAAUGGCUCUCCACCCCGAGUACCGAGAGGAGCUGGGAGCCCUCCAGGCCAAACACGGAGAGUCAUUGCUAGUACUGGAUAAAUGCACCAACCUCUCCGAGGACGUCCUUUCCGUCCGGAAGCGCUGCCACAAGCAUCAGGUCUUUGAUUACCCCCAGGUGCUGCAGGAGGCUACGUUCUGCGUGGUUCUUCGUGGGGCUCGGCUGGGCCAGGCAGUACUGAGUGACGUUCUGCGGGCUGGCUGUAUCCCCGUUGUCAUUGCAGACUCCUACAUUUUGCCCUUCUCCGAAGUGCUUGACUGGAAGAGAGCCUCUGUGGUUGUGCCAGAAGAAAAGAUGGCAGAUGUAUACAGCAUUUUGCAGAACAUCCCCCAAAGACAGAUUGAAGAAAUGCAGAGACAGGCACGGUGGUUCUGGGAAGCAUACUUCCAGUCAAUUAAAGCCAUUGCCCUGGCCACCCUGCAGAUUAUCAAUGACCGGAUUUACCCCUAUGCUGCCAUCUCCUAUGAAGAAUGGAAUGACCCUCCGACUGUGAAGUGGGGUAGUGUGAGCAACCCACUCUUCCUCCCACUAAUCCCACCACAAUCUCAAGGUUUUACCGCCAUCGUCCUCACCUACGACCGAGUGGAGAGUCUCUUCCGGGUCAUCACAGAAGUGUCUAAGGUGCCCAGUCUAUCCAAACUGCUAGUGGUCUGGAAUAAUCAGAAUAAAAGUCCUCCAGAAGAGUCCCUCUGGCCCAAAAUCCGGGUUCCAUUAAAGGUUGUGAGGACGGCUGAAAACAAGCUGAGUAACCGUUUCUUCCCGUAUGAUGAAAUCGAGACAGAGGCUGUCCUGGCUAUUGAUGAUGACAUCAUUAUGCUGACCUCUGAUGAGCUGCAGUUUGGUUAUGAGGUCUGGCGGGAGUUUCCUGACCGGUUGGUGGGUUACCCAGGUCGUCUGCAUCUCUGGGACCAUGAGAUGAGUAAGUGGAAGUAUGAGUCCGAGUGGACCAAUGAGGUGUCCAUGGUGCUUACAGGAGCAGCUUUUUAUCACAAGUAUUUUAAUUACCUGUAUACUUACAAAAUGCCUGGGGACAUCAAGAACUGGGUGGACGCUCAUAUGAACUGUGAAGACAUUGCCAUGAAUUUCCUGGUGGCUAAUGUCACGGGGAAAGCUGUCAUCAAGGUAACACCGCGGAAGAAAUUCAAGUGUCCAGAGUGCACAGCCAUUGAUGGGCUUUCUCUGGACCAGACGCACAUGGUGGAGAGGUCUGAGUGCAUCAACAAGUUUGCUUCUGUCUUUGGGACGAUGCCUCUCAAGGUGGUGGAGCACCGAGCCGACCCUGUCCUGUACAAAGACGACUUUCCUGAGAAGCUGAAGAGCUUCCCCAACAUCGGCAGCUUAUAA